This is a messenger RNA of Phoenix dactylifera (date palm), 2586 nucleotides long. It is a transcript of the gene DUR3, whose product is annotated as urea-proton symporter DEGRADATION OF UREA 3 (DUR3). Gene Ontology annotation, molecular function: urea transmembrane transporter activity. The record is from RefSeq and is a predicted model, not a curated record. Gene Ontology annotation, cellular component: plasma membrane. NCBI's taxonomy places the organism in Eukaryota, Viridiplantae, Streptophyta, Magnoliopsida, Arecales, Arecaceae. Gene Ontology annotation, biological process: urea transmembrane transport.
GGAAUCAAUGCCACCAAACACAGAAGCCCCACCCUUGGAUACUUUCAAAGUCCUUGACUUCCAGCUUUGCUGCACCCCAAGACUUGUGUGUGUAAGCAUAUACAUAGCACCAACAUCUAUUUCCUCUCACAGCUUCCGUCUUCCAACUUGCAAGUGGAAUUAAUUGGAGGAGGAGGGAAGGAGAUCAUACCUCCCAUGGCUUCUUCUUCUUCUCCUGUUUGUCCUCCCUUCGGGUACUCGGCGAAGUACUACUCUUUGUCAAGCGAUGGACAGUGCAUGAGGCAAAGCAGCUUCUUUGAAGGACAAGCAGUCCUCAAUCAAGGCGUUGGCUACUCCAUCAUCUUAGGUUUUGGAGCCUUCUUUGCUGUCUUCACUUCUUUCUUGGUGUGGCUAGAGAAGAGGUAUGUUGGAGCCCGUCACACAUCCGAGUGGUUCAACACUGCCGGCAGAAAUGUUAAGACUGGUCUCAUUGCCAGUGUGAUCGUGUCACAGUGGACAUGGGCUGCCACAAUCUUGCAAAGCUCCAAUGUUGCAUGGGAGUAUGGUGUCAGCGGUCCUUUCUGGUAUGCAAGUGGUGCAACUAUCCAGGUACUUUUGUUCGGCGUCAUGGCCAUUGAAAUCAAAAGAAAAGCACCCCAAGCACAUACUGUUUGCGAGAUUGUAAGAGCGCGAUGGGGAACUGCUGCCCAUGUUGUGUUUCUCAUAUUCUGCUUCAUGACAAAUAUCAUAGUGACUGCAAUGCUCCUGCUCGGUGGCUCUGCAGUUGUAAAUGCACUUACUGGUGUGAAUAUCUAUGCUGCGAGCUUUCUGAUCCCUCUUGGUGUGAUAAUCUAUACAUUAGCUGGAGGUUUGAAGGCCACCUUCUUGGCAAGUUACAUACAUUCAGUAAUAGUGCAUAUUGUUCUGGUGAUAUUUGUUUACUUGGUUUAUACAACGAGUAGUGAACUUGGUAGCCCAAAAGUUAUGUACAAUCAUCUCUUGGAGGUGGCCAGCAAAUCAAGAAUAUGCCGAGAUCCCAUUUCACAUGAAGGUCAAGCCUGUGGACCUGUAAGUGGGAAUUACAAGGGUUCCUACUUGACCAUGUUGAGUUCAGGUGGCCUUGUUUUCGGAAUCAUUAACAUCAUUGGAAACUUUGGCACUGUCUUUGUGGACAAUGGAUAUUGGGUUAGCGCCAUAGCUGCGAGGCCAUCAUCAACCCACAAGGGAUACUUGUUGGGUGGGCUUGUCUGGUUUGCAGUACCGUUCUCUUUGGCAACAUCAUUAGGUCUGGGUGCACUUGCUCUUGAUCUUCCAUUAACUGCAACUGAGGCUGGCAAAGGCCUUGUUCCUCCAGCUACAGCAACAGCCUUGAUGGGAAAAGGAGGAUCUGUCCUGCUUCUCACCAUGCUGUUUAUGGCUGUGACUUCUGCUGGCUCUGCUGAACUAAUUGCGGUCUCUUCUUUGUGCACGUAUGAUAUCUACCGGACCUAUAUAAAUCCAGAUGCCACUGGCAAGCAGAUUCUCAAAGUAUCCAGGGGAGUUGUCCUUGGCUUUGGAUGUUUAAUGGGUGUUUUAGCUGUAAUCUUGAACAAGGCUGGAGUUUCUCUUGGUUGGAUGUAUCUCGCCAUGGGAGUAAUAAUAGGCUCAGCAGUCCUUCCCAUAGCUUUCAUGCUUCUGUGGAGAAAGGCAAAUGCAUUUGGUGCUAUUCUUGGAACAAUUACUGGCUGCAUCCUGGGAAUAAUAACAUGGUUAGCUGUAACAAGCAUAGAAUAUGACCAUGUUAAUCUUGAUACUACCGGUCGGAAUGCCCCCAUGCUUGCUGGAAACCUAGUAUCUAUAUCGACAGGAGGAUUUGUUCAUGCAGUAUGUAGUUUUCUGUGGCCCCAAAAUUAUAACUGGGAAACCACUAAGCAAAUCACAACGGUCGAGAAGGUAAAGAGCCACUUGCUAGAUGAAGAAUUUAAGGAAGAAAAACUGUUGAGGGCAAAGGCUUGGAUUAUCAAGUGGGGUGUGGCUUUUACCGCUGUUAUUGUGAUACUGUGGCCAGUACUUUCACUUCCUGCUGGAAAAUUCAGUUUGGGCUACUUCACAUUUUGGGCAGUCAUUACAAUAGCAUGGGGUACUAUCGCCUCCGCCGUGAUCAUCAUCUUACCGGUAACAGAAAGCUGGCAAACAAUCAAGAAUGUCUGCAUCGGAAUGUUCACAAAUGACAUGCUCAUGGAAAAGGUAGAGGAGAUGAAUUUCAGACUGCGUGCUAUAAUGGUCGCGAUGCCUGAGGCUGAGCGAGCUUACCUGCUGGAGAAGGAGAAGGCAAAGAAACUUGAAGCAUGGGAUGAAACUGGCUCCAGUGUUCCAACAAGUGUGAUGGUAGAACUAUAAGCUGCCACUUGAAGUUAUUUUGAAGUUUAUGCUUGUGCUUGCUUGUGUUGCAGAAGUUGAUCUGCUACAUAUAGCAGUGCUGAAUUCCAAAAGUGUGAAUUGCUUUUACUAGUUCCUAUCUAUGGUGUAUAAAUGUGAACUACCCUGGUGACUUCUAGUUCUAGCUAUAUAAAACUUCUAGCUCUAACUUUGUUGUUAUAUUUAGUCAGUGUUUACUUUGUGCUGUUA